Molecule: messenger RNA, 2012 nt
Organism: Cataglyphis hispanica
Lineage: Eukaryota; Metazoa; Arthropoda; Insecta; Hymenoptera; Formicidae
Gene: Bet1
Product: BET1 homolog
Exons: 4
Coding region: 1344-1703 (119 amino acids)
Biological process (GO): vesicle fusion with Golgi apparatus; endoplasmic reticulum to Golgi vesicle-mediated transport
Cellular component (GO): Golgi trans cisterna; SNARE complex
Molecular function (GO): SNAP receptor activity
Source: RefSeq, a predicted model, not a curated record
GCGUUUUUUCAAGUGAUUAAGUGUAUCGGUAGUGAUACAUUGUGAAUAAUCGCGAUCGUCAUAAUCGUUAUAAUCGUUAAUCAAUUUAUCGAUUCAGUGCGUGAGUGUAAAAAUGUAAAUGUAUCGAUACAAAAUAAUCGAUAGAAAACUCGUGCUAUUCGCUGCCGUGCAGCAAUUAUUUGUUUAAUUAUUUUAUUUAUGAAGAAUCUCUACAAGGUAAGAAUAAGUGAGUGAGUGAACGAAUGAGAGGGUGAAUGAGUGAGUGAGCGAACGAGCGAGCGAGCAAGCAAGCAACAUUAGAGAGCAAGAAGGAGUGAGUAAGAAAGAGAGAGAGAGAGAGAAAGUGUUGUGUGUGUAUGUGUGUAAACGUGUAUGUAUGUAUGUAAUACUCGUACACGUUCUCAUACAUAGCACAUACACACACAUACACACACUCAUCGCGUAUAGCAAACAGCUGAUCGAGUGCUGUAACGGGGAGAUUUAGAACAAUCGUUCGUUUUUAAAGGAUCGUAUUCUUGAAUGAUUUCUAAGAUGAUUUUUCUUUUACGAAAAUUUUGUCUGAAGUUAGUUUUUAAAUUAUAAAAGGAAAUAGUGAGCGAAUUAUGGGAUGGGUACGCUGUAGCGCUCGAGUCAGCUGUAGCGAGCGGGGGCGGCUCACUUGCGCAUAGUACAAUUGGACACGUUGCAAUUGCGCACUGUGUUAUUAGACACAUAAAGUUACGCACCGUUCAAUUGGACACAUUGUUUUUGGACACAACACAUGUUUUUGUAUAAAUUAAAAUACACACGCAUGUAUGCAUGUAUAAUUUUGAAAUUUUUUGACAUUGAUUAUUAAUUUCAUUUGGUAAAUAAAUAUUUGUUACAGUUUGUUUACACACAGUUCUUUUGUGCACAUUUCUUUUGCACAUAUUUCGGAUCCGAUCGGACACUAAUAUGAACUUUGUAAGUUGUAAAGCGAGGUCCACCCAGCCUACCGGUGGCGACGCUGUGGGAGAGGGUCGAAGGACUCCCUUGCACUCCCCCACCGUGUGUGCGUGCUUAAGAAAUGUGCGUAAAAGAAAUGUGCACAAAAGAAAUGUGCGCAAAAGAUAUGUGCGUAAAAGAAAUGUGCGCAAAUGAAAUGUGUCCAAUCGAAUGGUACGCAAUUUUAUGUGUCUAAUAACACAGUGUGCAAUUGCAACACAGUAUCCAAUUUUACUGUGAGCAAGUGAAGGCUUCUCGGAAAUAGUGAGUGCCUCGCGUAAGCGUUGAAUGACCAUCAGCUAUCUAAAUGACAAUUAAGUUCUACUAAAGAGAAAUAAAGAAGUAUAAAAGAUUUUUAUAUAAUUAGUAUUAUUACAUUGAUGAUUAAUAUUGCUAACAAUAUGCGACGUUCUCAUUCGGGCUACAGCUACGAGCCAUUACCAAGUACAUCUACCCACAAUGUCAUGGAGGAUGAAAAUGAAAGAAUGACGGAAGAGCUGAAAGAUAAAAUUCAUGCUUUAAAAUCUUUAUCUAUUGAUAUUGGCACUGAAGUAAAAUAUCAAGACAAAAUAUUGAGAAAUAUGGAUGAUGAUUUUGAAAGGACAAGUGGUUCCUUAUCAAGUUCUGUAGCACGUGUUUUACGACUCGCAAAAGCAGGCUACAAUUACUAUAUCUUAUACUUGUUUCUUUUUUCUAUAGCAGUAUUUUUCAUAUUGUGGAUAGUAUUGAGAUUUAAAUGAUUGUACAUAAAAUCUAUAUCUGAGAGAGAGAGAGAGAGAGAGAGAGAGAGAGAGAGAGAGAGAGAGAGAGAGAGAGGUGAGGGAGGGGGGGCGGAGAGGUAAAAUGUAUAUAAAAUAUAAUUAAGUCAAAAUUGGAAAUUUUAAAUAAGUUAUAUAGCUGAUUUCAAUGUUCUUGAAUUAUUUUAUAAAAAAAUUCAUUCAUUUUAUUAAGAUUGCAUUGUCUCAUAUUUGUAUAUGAAAAUAUUAAUUAAUCUAUAUUUAUAUACAGAUAUGUUCUACAUUGGAAAUAAAUACUAUUUUUUUCAAAAA